Molecule: messenger RNA, 1386 nt
Organism: Vombatus ursinus (common wombat)
Lineage: Eukaryota; Metazoa; Chordata; Mammalia; Diprotodontia; Vombatidae
Gene: USH1G
Product: USH1 protein network component sans
Exons: 2
Coding region: 1-1386 (461 amino acids)
Biological process (GO): sensory perception of sound; sensory perception of light stimulus; equilibrioception
Molecular function (GO): protein binding
Source: RefSeq, a predicted model, not a curated record
AUGAACGACCAGUACCACCGGGCGGCCCGGGAUGGCUACUUGGACCUUCUCAAAGAAGCCACCCGGAAGGAACUUAAUGCUCCAGAUGAAGAUGGCAUGACCCCCACCCUCUGGGCCGCCUACCACGGUAACCUGGAGUCGCUGCGUCUCAUCGUUAGCCGAGGAGGUGAUCCAGACAAAUGUGACAUCUGGGGUAACACCCCUCUGCACCUGGCAGGCUCUAACGGGCAUCUCCACUGCUUGUCAUUCCUGGUGUCCUUUGGGGCCAAUAUCUGGUGCCUAGACAAUGACUACCACACGCCCUUGGACAUGGCCGCCAUGAAAGGGCACAUGGAGUGUGUGCGCUACCUGGACUCCAUCGCGGCCAAGCAGAGCAGCCUGAACCCCAAACUUGUGGGCAAGCUGAAAGAGAAAGCUUUCCGUGAAGCCGAGAGGCGCAUCAAGGACUGCGCCAAACUGCAGCGCAAACACCAUGCGCGCAUGGAGCGGCUUUACCAGAGAGAGCUGGCUGAGCGGACAGACACGCUGAGCUUCUCCAGCCUCUCUUCCAGCACCCUGAGCCGGCGUCUCCAGAACUUGUCUCUGGCCAGCCACCUCCCCUACUCCCAGGCCACCCUCCACGGCACCGGCCGAGGUAAGACAAAAAUCCAGAGGAAGCUGGAGCGUCGUAAGCAUGGCGAAGGAACUUUCAAGAUAUCAGAAGACGGGAGAAAAAGCAUCCGCUCUCUGUCUGGGCUGCAGCUGGGCAGUGACGUGAUGUUUGUCCGGCAGGGGACCUAUGCCAACCCUAAGGAGUGGGGCCGUUCCCCACUCCGGGAUAUGUUCCUCUCAGAUGAGGACAGCGUCUCUCGUGCCACCUUGGAGCCUGGCCUAGGGGCUGAGUCUGCCCACUCAGAAGUCAGCACAGACUCAGGCCAUGACUCUCUUUUUACUCGCCCUGGCCUGGGUACCAUGGUGUUCCGAAGGAACUAUGUAAGCAGUGGGCUUCAGGGGCUGGGGCGGGAAGGAGAGAUAGAUGGGGCAGGCACGUUGCGUGCCCGGAUGCAGCACUCACCAAGCCUAGAUGAUGAUAGCAUCGGCAGUGCCAAUAGUUUGCAGGAGCGCCUUGAUGAAUUGCCUUGGGAUGGGUUUGACCUGGGACUGGAUGAGGCCCUGGAGCCUGAGACCAGCCCGCUAGAGACUUUCCUUGCCUCCCUGCACAUGGAUGACUUUGUGGCCCUCUUGAGGCAGGAGAAGAUUGAUCUGGAUGCCCUGAUGCUCUGCUCUGAACUAGACCUCCAUAGCAUCAGCAUCCCCCUAGGUCCCAGAAAGAAGAUCUUGGGGGCGGUCAAACGACGUCGCCAGGUGCUGGAGCGGCCCCCUGCCCUGCAGGACACAGAGUUGUAA